AUGCCGCCCAAAAGCAAAUCCUCCAAGAACCCCGGACCGGCUCCGGAGGGCUUUACGCCCGAGAGGUUUGAAAAGGAGCUCCAAAGCCUCGCAACAAAAGCCCAAGAGCAGACAUGGGCCAAGGAAAGCACCGAACGCGUAGUGCGCUAUCUCGUUCCCUUCCUCCUCCUCACCCUCCUCGGAAUCAGCUCCACCGCAUCCCAGCAGGCUCUAUCUCCCGUCUUCGGCUCGCUCCCCGCGGCCGUUUGGAAUUCCAAGUUGACAGCCGCGGCGUGUUUUGUGGGAUGGGCCGGGAACGUGUUCAUUGAGCGAGCGUUGCCCGUGGGUCCUGCCAAGCUGAUCCCCGUGUUUGCCAUCUACGCGCCAACUGUGCAGUUCUUUUUGAGCCAGUUCAGCGGGUUUUUGACGGCGAGAUGGGGUCCUCUGGUCAUUGAAUCGCUCACGUUGUUUCCCGUUACGGUGCUCACGGCCUCUUGCGUGGCGGGCUUGCUGGAGGGAAUGAGUUUGAAGCCGUUGCCCAAGUUCCUCGGGGACUCGGCUCCCGGUCUCGUCUCGCUUUUGUACUUCAAGUUCAUCGAGAAUCUGUCGUUAAGGUUGUUCCUGCACUAUGUCGGCCGGUCCAUCUUCCUGACCAGAAUUGGUCUGGAAAUGAUCCUAGCAGCCAUCUAUACCGUGCUGGCGCCCUCCAGACUCAUCCUCCUCACCAUCCCGGCCAUCAUCCACACCACCUUCUUCAAUUACCACCUCCCCACGCCCACGGCUACGACGGCCCUGCAGGCAAAGCUGGAAGCCGACAACUGGCUGCUCCUGGACCGCAAGGAGUCGCUCACCGGGUACAUCUCGGUGCUUGAGAGCGUCGACCACGGAUAUAGGGUCUUACGAUGUGAUCAUAGCCUUCUUGGAGGGGAAUGGGUCAAGUUUGCGGGCCCUGUUGUGGCUGAGCCGAUUUAUAGCGUGUUUGUUAUGCUGGAGGCUGUUAGGCUUGUGGAGGUGCCGGAGCCUAUUGAGGAUAGCCAGGCGAAAGCUCUUGUAAUCGGGCUCGGUAUUGGCACGACGCCGGCCGCCCUCAUCGCUCACGGCAUCGACACCACCAUUGUCGAAAUUGACCCCGUGGUGCACGAGUUCGCGGGCAAGUACUUCCAGCUGCCGGAGAAGCAUACCGCCGUCAUCGAUGAUGCCGUCAGCUACACGCAGAAGCUGGCCAAGGAGUCGACGGAACAGUUUGAUUACAUUGUUCACGACGUCUUUACUGGCGGUGCUGAACCGUUGCCUCUUUUCACGCUCGAGUUCCUUGAGGGGCUUCAUGCUCUUUUGAAGCCCGGCGGUGUUAUUGCCAUUAACUACGCCGGAGACUUCCUCCUUCCGGCCCCCAAAAUGGUCAUGCAAACCAUCCGCCACGUCUUCCCAUCCUGCCGCGUCUUCCGCGAGUCGGAAAAGCCGUCGGCCGAAGAGAUGGAAGAGUCCGGCCAGGACUUUAUCAACGCCGUCAUCUUCUGCAGGAAGAGCGCCAGCGACCCCGUGGCGUUCAGGGAGCCCGUGGCGGGGGAUUUCCUGAGGAGCAGGUCUCGCGAGAUGUUCCUUGUGCCGAAGCACGAGGUAGACCUGUCCGAGUUUACUACGGCUGGGGAUGAGGGUGUGGGCUUGCUGAUGGCGAAUGGCACGCAGGAGUUGGCGGGGGAGCAGGAGAAGAGUGCUGUUGGGCAUUGGGAUGUUAUGAGAAUUGUGUUGCCUGCGAAGGUAUGGGAGAUGUGGUGA
Molecule: messenger RNA, 1755 nt
Organism: Scedosporium apiospermum
Lineage: Eukaryota; Fungi; Ascomycota; Sordariomycetes; Microascales; Microascaceae
Product: Spermine/spermidine synthase
Exons: 3
Coding region: 1-1755 (584 amino acids)
Biological process (GO): polyamine biosynthetic process
Source: RefSeq, a predicted model, not a curated record